Entrophospora candida is the source of this 338-nucleotide messenger RNA. The record is from the annotation of a GenBank genome assembly. NCBI's taxonomy places the organism in Eukaryota, Fungi, Glomeromycota, Glomeromycetes, Entrophosporales, Entrophosporaceae.
AAGCAAUAAGUUUAAAACAAUUUUCUUCUACUGAAAUUUCUGAACUACAAAAUUCAAUUGAUGCAUUAAACCUGAAAGAUCCAAUCACUGUAGAAUGUUUUAUUUGCAUUGAUGAUAAAACACCAAUGCAAGAACUAACAGAUGAAGAAAUUAUUAGAGCAGUAGAGUCAAAUCCUGAGGUUGACGAUUCAGAUGAAGAGGAAGAAGUGGAAAUGAUGGUUAUUUCUGAUAAAGAGGCAAAUAAUUUUACAAUUAGCUAUCAAGAAUUAAAAAUGAUUAAUGGUUUAAAAUCAAAAAUUCAUAAACAUGUCAGGAUAAUGCAAAACAACUUACACUAG